AAUGAGUUGUAUUAACCAUACUUAAGGCAUUGCUGUAAUAAGAGCCUACCUAUCGAAAUACCUGUUUACCUUCAGUUGAGCUUGACACGGUUGAUCUUCCAUAGAUAUCAUCAGCGAACAUAAGGAACGGAACAAUAUAGAAAAUCUUAGGCAUAAAAAGUUGAAUUUGGCUCUAGACGAUAAGCCAAGUAGUGUGCGGUAUAGCCUUGCACACUAGAGAAGCCACCAUGCAGCAACUGAAGCUGCAAAAAUCCACAGUUAAAUGUUCGUCAAAACGAGCAUGCAGACGGACAAGACCGUUCGCACCGGUAGUGCUUGCUUCGGGCGCAUGCUCGCGUCAGCGACAAGCACCCGUCCAGCAGGACGCCAGUCGCCGUGACAUGCUACUGUCCAUGCUCAGCGUUCCGCUGCUAACUUCGCAUCUAGCAUCUUCAGUAUCGCCAGCGCGCGCCUUCGUUGCUCCGCCGCCCGGUUACAGGGCCAUUGUCGAUAAGCUCGACGGGUACAACUUCAUCUGCCCUGAGAACUGGAUUGUAGUGACGUCAUCCGGCAAUGACAUCUUUCUGCGGAGCCCCAGAAAUGUAGAGGAGAACCUCUUCGUGGACAUGACCUCACCCUCCUCCUCCCGCUUCAAGUCUGUGGCAGAUCUAGGCUCCCCCGAUGACGCGGCUAAGCGGCUGCUGGACCAGUACCUAACCAAGGAGUUCAUGUCGACCCGCAUCGGCAUUGCUCGGUACGGCGACAUCAUUUCAGCUGCAAGCCGGGUGGCUGACGACGGUCAAACCUACUACGACAUUGCAAUCCGCAUGACGUCGUACGCCAGCCGGAACGCCUACGCAGCCACCCGGAUGGAGGUGAUGAGGGACUACUCCCUGGAGUGGGACCGCACGCUGAGCACCGUGUUGGGAGUGGCCAACAACCGGCUGUACACGCUGCGGCUGCAGACCACCACCCCCGCCUACGAGCGCAGCCUGCCCACCCUGCGCACCAUGAUGGAGAGCUUCAGGUGCAGCACGGUGGAGGCGGUG
This is a messenger RNA of Astrephomene gubernaculifera, 1028 nucleotides long. The record is from the annotation of a GenBank genome assembly. NCBI's taxonomy places the organism in Eukaryota, Viridiplantae, Chlorophyta, Chlorophyceae, Chlamydomonadales, Astrephomenaceae.